Messenger RNA from Sitophilus oryzae (rice weevil), 723 nucleotides. RefSeq lists its product as uncharacterized. The transcript has a single exon. The record is from RefSeq and is a predicted model, not a curated record. Lineage: Eukaryota; Metazoa; Arthropoda; Insecta; Coleoptera; Curculionidae. The coding region runs from base 1 to 723 and encodes 240 amino acids.
AUGUUUACAACUAAAGGCCUUCGACAGGGAUGUCCUCUGUCGCCUCUUUUAUUUAAUCUGUAUUUGGAAGUGGUUCUUAGGGACUGGAAGAACAGGUGUGGGGGAAUGGGCGUCCCUGUAGGAGAUGACUGUUUGGUUACAUUGAAUUUUGCCGAUGAUCAGGUGGUCAUAGCUCAAGAUGCUUACAACCUUGAAUUCAUGAUGAGCAGGUUAAAUUCGGCAUACACGGAAUGGGGCCUUACUGUGAACAUUGAUAAAACGGAAUACCUAUUGACCAAUUCAAAUGAUAAAUUUGACAUUUUUAUUACUGACAAUGCAAAGCUCAGACAGGUUGAAUGGUUUAAAUAUUUGGGGGCACGUAUAUCCAGCAGAAAGGGACUGGACAAAACAGAAGUAUCUGCUAGAAUAGAACAAGGGCGGAAGAUCAUAGGAGCACUGAACGGCAUCUGGUGGGACAAAAACAUAAGACCAAACACAAAAGUACAUAUUGGAAGAGCCCUAGUGGAGUCCGUAGUAACUUAUGGGUGUGAAGUUUGGACCUUAAAAGCUGAACAAAAGCGAGCUUUGAAUGCACUCGAAAUGGACUAUUUGAGACGCAGUGCGAGAGUAUCUAAACUGGACAGAGUUAGGAACGUGGAAAUCAAAAUGGAUGCCAAAAUGGAUGCCACACAGACAAUAGUGGAUAGAGUCGAACAGAGGGGCCUUAAGUGGUUUGGACACUAA